Molecule: messenger RNA, 3490 nt
Organism: Delphinapterus leucas (beluga whale)
Lineage: Eukaryota; Metazoa; Chordata; Mammalia; Artiodactyla; Monodontidae
Source: RefSeq, a predicted model, not a curated record
ACUGUUUCCUCCCGGAACAAAUGAGCUCGGUUUCCAGAGGAUUCGCUCCGACGCCGAAAGCGAUUGCACCGUUCCCUCUUCCUGUGAGACGGUUGGUGCCUUAGCAACUAAACCUAGCAACUAGGGAAUCCUCGAGUGUUGCGGAUCUCGGCUGAGGGGCCUUGGAAACCUUGAGCUCACAACGAGCCGUUUCCAGCCUCCUGGGCAAGGGAACAGUAUCCUCCCUUGCCUGGGAUUCUGGAACCAUUUCAUUCUGGUGAAAGUAAGAGGCAGCUUGGGACCAGCAGCCUUUCGCGGAGAAAAGUCUGACAUGCCCAUCCUAUGUGACAGUCGGCAAAACGACUCUGUGGAUAUCUAAAAUUAGUAAAGUAUCAAUCAUUGGAGGCAUCUGAAGUCCUAUUCAGUUGUUCAACGAAUUAUAAACUAACCUUUACUGCCCGUGGGACCGAAUUAAGGAAAAAGUCCAGGAAGAGGAAUUGCAGACUGGAUUUUUUUUUUCCAUUUUGGCAGUUACUGAGUAAACUGCUUUUUUUUGUUUGCUUGUUCCUGUGGCAUGCGGAAUCUUAUUUCCCCUACCAGGGAUCAACCCAUGCUCCCUGAAUUGGGAGCGCCAGGAAAAUUGCUGAAGCUAAAAGAGAUGUUUAAUUCUAAAUUUGGAUCCGUUCCCAAGUUUUAUGUUCGAGCACCAGGAAGAGUCAAUAUCAUAGGAGAGCAUAUAGAUUACUGUGGAUAUUCUGUUCUUCCUAUGGCUAUAGAACAAGAUAUGUUAAUAGCUGUGGAACCUGUGAAAACACACGUUCUCCAGCUGGCCAAUACCAAUCCCUUGUACCCGGACUUCAGUACUAGUGCUAAUAACAUCCAGAUUGACAAAACCAAGCCUCUGUGGCCCAACUAUUUCUUAUGUGGAUUUAAAGGAAUUCAGGAACACUUUGGUCUUAGUGACUUGACUGGAAUGAAUUGCUUGGUAGAUGGAAACAUCCCACCGAGUUCUGGCCUCUCCAGCUCCAGUGCUUUGGUCUGUUGUGCUGGCUUGGUGACACUCACAGUGCUGGGCAUGAACCUAUCCAAGGUGGAACUUGCAGAAAUCUGCACCAAGAGUGAGCAUUACAUUGGCACUGAAGGAGGAGGGAUGGACCAGUCCAUAUCAUUUCUUGCAGAAGAAGGAACUGCCAAGUUAAUAGAAUUUAGUCCUCUGAGGGCAACUGAUGUGAAACUCCCAAGUGGAGCAGUGUUUGUGAUUGCCAACAGUUGUGUGGAAAUGAAUAAAGCAGCAACUUCUCAUUUCAAUAUCAGGGUGAUGGAGUGUCGGCUGGCUGCAAAGCUCCUGGCUAAGCACAAAUGCUUGCCAUGGGAGGAAGUGUUGCGGCUGGAGGAGGUGCAGGCCAAGCUGGAGGUCAGUCUGGAAGAAAUGUUGUUGAUCACAGAAGAUACCCUUCAUUCUGAACCCUACAGCCCUGAGGAGAUCUGCAGGUGUCUGGGAAUUAGCCUGCAGGAACUCAAGACCCAAAUCCUGAGUCCAAACACUCAAGACGUGCUCACCUUCAAACUCUACCAGCGGGCAAAGCACGUGUAUAGCGAGGCUGCAAGAGUGCUCCAGUUUAAGAAGAUAUGUGAAGAAGCACCUGACAGCACGGUCCAGCUGCUGGGGGAGUUAAUGAACCAGAGCCACGUGAGCUGCCGGGACAUGUACGAGUGUAGCUGCCCUGAGCUGGACCAGCUGGUGGACAUCUGUCGGAAAUUUGGGGCUCAAGGAUCACGACUUACGGGAGCAGGAUGGGGAGGCUGCACAGUAUCGAUAGUACCUGCUGACAAGCUGUCCAGCUUCCUAGCAAAUGUGCACGAAGCUUAUUACCAGAGGAGCAAUCGAAGCUUAGUGCCUGAGAAGCAGAGUUUGUUUGCUACCAAACCUGGAGGUGGAGCUUUGGUUUUCCUUGAGGCCUAAACUAUUUAGAGCAUUUAGGAACUGGCAGGACUUCUAUGCCACAGCAAAUUAAUCCUCUUUCUGUUUUGUAUUAUGAUGAAUGGUUGCUAUUAUCAAGAUGUAUUUCGAAAGAAAUGCUUGAAAGCUCCCUAUGCUUCAUAAUGAUUAUUUUUCCAUCUUAAAAUAUGUUUUCUACCAAUAAGAGCCAAAAUUAUGCUUGGCCAGAUCUCUUAAGAUAAUUUACUGGAUGUAUUGAUUUCAAGAUUUUUAAAAACAAAUGGUAAAAGACCAUCAAUACUGACCUCAUGGAUUGUACUUGAAUUAAACAUACAUUCUUAAAUACAGUUUAUUUCUGGUUCCUCUUGGCAUUCUUCUUCCUCAAGGUUGAAGUCUUCUGUUGUUGAUGAUGAUAGUGAUGCCAGAAGUUGUCUCUCAGUUCGGGCUUCAGAACGCUAUUAAAAUAAUACGUUGUUAAGGAUUCACAGAUUUUCCUGGAUACUGUAUACUUGAAAGUGAGAUUCUCCCAGUUAUCAAGAUGAGGAGGAUCACUUAAUUUUUUUUUUUUUUUCCAAAAGAUGGAUUUAGGAAGAAAAUCCCAGGCUCAUUUAAUUUUUUUUUAACCAUGUGAUAUCAUAUAAACAAUCAAUUUCAAUUCUUUUGGCCCUGAGCUUUCUCUGUCAUAAUAGAGAAGCUUAGAUAAAAGACACUUCAAGUUUUUAUCUCUAUUCACAUUGACAUAGAGAAUUAUCUGGAUGUUAAUUCAGAUAAUUCAAUUUGUUCAUGGAAUUUACUUUCUUCCCACUCUAAACUACCUUUUCUCUAAUCCAGGAGGCAUGUUUACUAUUCUAGGAAAACCCAUCUGUGACUUGCAUCUUUGUUGUGUGUCUAGCAAACUUGUUUGUAUGUGUGGACCAAUGUAGGGCAGGUGUGAGGCAUGAGGGUGAAACUAUGAAAAGGCUGAGUGUGGGUUCUGGGAUUGGGUAGGGGUAUUGGUGGGUGCCUGUAUAUGUUUGUCAAAAUGGGCAGCAAGUUUGGCCAUGUGGUGAUGGUAAAUGAGUGGCUCUCUCUCACGGAUAGACUACAGGAAGGCUUUCCUGAAUUAUAUGAAGAUUUAAACUGAAAAGCAUUUUGUGACAUAGUCAGAUAAUUGAGAGACCAGCAGUCAUGUGGCAUGAAUUAUCCAGAAGUUUAUCACAAUUUUCUAUUUUUCUAUGAUUGAGUGGCACAUUAAUGAGCAAAAAGCCUGGAUAUCAUCAUCUUGAAUCUCAGUUUCAGAGAAGCUGAGGCAAAGCUGGUUGUUACAUUUCUCAAAGGACAGCAGUCAUAUAAAGUACUAGGAAAUCCAUUAUUCUAUUCUAAAAUGAAGUUCUGGUGCAUUUUCAUUCUUAGCAGAAAGGUAAGUACUUGAGAAAGCUGAAGUCCAAUUUGUUAAUUUCGAAUUUUAAAGAUUGAUUUCAAAUGAUAAUCCUUUGCUUUUUAAAACCUUUUCAUUUUCCACAGAAGAUCUGUGGCCAAUUGAUAUAUAAUUCUUCGAAGAUGCCUGGAUCACUGUGAAAAAAAAAAAAAAAA